Molecule: messenger RNA, 2925 nt
Organism: Hemibagrus wyckioides
Lineage: Eukaryota; Metazoa; Chordata; Actinopteri; Siluriformes; Bagridae
Product: basic immunoglobulin-like variable motif-containing protein
Exons: 10
Coding region: 652-2163 (503 amino acids)
Biological process (GO): nucleotide-excision repair
Cellular component (GO): nucleus
Molecular function (GO): single-stranded DNA binding; DNA endonuclease activity
Source: RefSeq, a predicted model, not a curated record
UUUCUUUUUAAAUCUUUAAUCUACGUUCGCCAUAUUUUCCACAAGCACUAGCUGUGAUAGAUCCUUUACUUAGGUGCUUAGAUUAUUUUAUUAAACAGUACUCGACACAAUAUAUGACUAUAAAAAAUAGCGCAAUUUAAAACAUUAAUGAUUAUUUUAAAUCACAAGGUUUAUGUUGACAUAGUAGUCGAACUUGACUUAUGCGUAAUUGCAGCGCAGCCUUUUGAUUUGAAGACUCCCAAAGUCGACUCUUAUCUUCUCUUCACCUGUUUAAGCAAACCACUCAGAGGAGGAUGAGGAGGGGGGAAGCGCUUCCUGGUCAUCUUUCACAGCCUUUUAGUAGACACCUGCCUCAUGAUAGUAAGAAAAUUAUGCUUUUGGGUUAUUUAUGUAAUUGCCAUUUAACAAAUUUACAGUUAGCACUGUUUGUUUUCGGCAUCACCUAUUUGUCAUUUUAUUUGGACCACCCUCCGUUAUUCUCCGUUUUGGUAUAAACCAGAAGAGCCUCUUUAACAGAAGGCCAGUGUAUUGACAAGUCGUGUUGUUGUCCCUUUAUCUUUGCUUCAUGCGGUGUUUAUAACCUCAAGGGCCAAGGAGUCACAGCAAACCAAAACCGACCAAUAGGCAAUCUUCUUGUCAUCCAAGUGUUCAAUGCCUAACACUGCAGAAAGUGAAGGCGGUAACAUAUCUGGUGCCAAGGACCCGGCACCCCCAACACGGUUGCCGGGCCAAGACAAUGAGCGCGGCUUCCUGAACCCAUUUGGCCGUGAUACGUUGCGCACCAGACGGGCCUCCAGCGCCGAGCUCCAGCUCCCAUGGACAUGCCCGGUCACACAUUCCCGGGAGAAAUUCUACACAGUGUGCUCUGAUUAUGCGCUGCUCAAUCAAGCCCGUCCAAUCCUCACCCCCAGAGAUGUUCCCCAGUCCAGCCACGACGGCAGUACGCCAUUGAGUCAAUCAAACACCAUCACUAUCUCCCAGGGUCAGGCUUCAGAAAUCCAUACACCUUCUGAUGCCUGUGAUAUUGAAGAGACUUUGUCCAGUAACUCCAAGCCCAUUUUAGCCUGGGAGAUCGACACCACCGAUUUUGAUGCCGUUUUAACACGAAAAGCCAGGACAGGUAAUAUAAAGAAAUUUGGUUUGAAGAAAAUGAAGUCAUCCGACCGAUCAAGCAGAAAUGUGCUGGAUUUUCCACCACAAGCUUCUCUGGAAGAAAUCAAGCAGAGGAAAGUCCUGGACUUACGCAGAUGGUACUGCAUCAGCCGCCCUCAGUAUAAAACUUCAUGUGGCAUUUCCUCGCUCGUCUCUUGCUGGAACUUUCUGUACAGUACCCUUGGAGCUGGAAGCCUUCCACCCAUUUCCCAGGAAGAAGCUCUACAUAUUCUCGGUUUCCAGCCUCCAUUUGAAGAUAUCAAGUUUGGACCUUUUACUGGGAAUGCCACUUUAAUGAGAUGGUUCAGACAGAUCAAUGACCAUUUCCGUGUACGAGGAUGCUCUUAUAUUCUGUAUAAACCCCAUGGGAAGCACAAGACAGCAGGAGAGACGGCUGAUGGAGCUUUGCUUAAGCUGACCCAAGGAUUACGAGAUGAAUCUAUGGCCUAUAUUUACCACUGUCAGAACCACUACUUCUGCCCCGUGGGUUUCGAAGCUACCCCAUUAAAAGCUGCCAAAGCUUACAGGGGACCACUUGCACUGAAUGAAAUGGAGCACUGGAUUCUUAUUGGGGAACCAAGCAGGAAACAUCCAGCCAUCCACUGUAAAAAGUGGGCCGAUAUUGUGACUGACCUGAACACACAGAACCCAGAAUACUUGGACAUUCGCCAUACAGAAAGAGGCAUUCAGUUUCGGAAAACCAAAAAGGUGGGAGGCAACCUACACUGUCUCAUGGCCUUCCAACGAGUGAACUGGCAGAAAAUCGGACCUUGGGCAUUAAACUUGGAGAAUCUGAGGCACGAUAACCACCAACAGGGAGCGGAUCAGCGGAGCCAGACUUCAGCAGGGGAAGCUGUAGAUGAAGGUGAAACCAAACGCGGGCACCUGGGCCGCUCUCACAGCACGGGGAAUCAGAAAUCAGAGCAAGCUUGGAAACGGAUCUCUAACACCGCAGAAUAUGGCCACCGAGGCUGCCCUGACAGCGACCUGGACGAGGACAUCGCUGACUAAAAACGAAGUGGUUACAUCUCCAUUGGGAUUUCUACACACUUGUUCAAGCCAAUCAACAACUGAGGUAGAUCAGAACUGGGAGGGGGGAGUUGGGGGGGUGAGCUAUUUCUUCCUUAUGGUCAGUUCAGAGACUUCUAGCAACAGGAUUGGUAAAAACGGGCAGAUCAAACAAAAAAUGUGCAGCGGUCUAUAAACCCAAAUGUACGGUGAGUAUUUUAUGUGCGUGACGCAUUCCAUUAGUGUCAUUCCAGUCAUGUGCUUCAAAGAAGGACUUGUUCAUAAACACCUGAAGCACAGAAUGGGCUAACUUAGUGAGUUCACUUACAUUACGCGUAUAAUGUAUGUUAUGAUUAAAGUUUAAAGUGCAUUAAUAUAAGUAGAAGCCAUGAGAAAAUAGAACAGCCACACUGACUAAUUGAAGCAAGAGGACUGUUUGAACAGGACUGUGAGUCUCUCUCUCUCCUCAUUUAAGGCGGUGUAAUCACAUACUGUGAAAUGAAACAUCAGUGACAUUUCUAUUAUUGUGUAUGGUGACCGAAUAUCAGUUCUUUGUGAAAUGCUGUACGAGAGCAUGGUGGCUUUCAAGUUAUGUGAACCGUUGUGGUGUCCGUUGUAAUUUUUGCCUCAGCAGCAUCUCGAGUAUGUAUUAUGACGAGUGUCUCCACUUAUCUGAAGUCCCACAUACAUUUAAAGACAGUGAGAACUGGAAAUAGGUGGUUGCUUUUAUUUCUUAAUAAAUAUUUAUACAAUUUCUUCUAAAAA